This is a messenger RNA of Lobosporangium transversale, 1569 nucleotides long. RefSeq lists its product as hypothetical. The record is from RefSeq and is a predicted model, not a curated record. Gene Ontology annotation, cellular component: actin cortical patch. NCBI's taxonomy places the organism in Eukaryota, Fungi, Mortierellomycota, Mortierellomycetes, Mortierellales, Mortierellaceae. Gene Ontology annotation, biological process: actin cortical patch assembly; endocytosis; actin cortical patch localization. Gene Ontology annotation, molecular function: Arp2/3 complex binding. The annotation marks the transcript as partial. The transcript is spliced from 5 exons.
CAGUUUCUAGAUCAAUCAGGACAAGAUUUAGCACAGUGUUGUUAUCGUCUUUUUGAUUCAGAUCUGUUCCAAAACAAUACUCUCAGCAUCACUUCCACCAUUAGUGAUCGUGCAGUCCAGAACCAAGCCGAAGAGGAUUUAUGGGUUACAUAUCAUUUUCUUUACUAUGCGGGCAUGGUAACACCCAAGGCCUAUAAUUGGAUGCUAACCAGCGAGUUCUUUGCAAAACUCAAGUAUCAAAUUUUGCGGAUGGGUGGCAUGCGCCUACAACCUCUUGCUAUCACUUUAAUGUAUGAGAUCUGUCGGGUUCAAUCUUUGAAACCCCAAGAGUUAGCGAUUUUGGAUGAAGAUUUCCUUCAUUACUUGCUGGAUCUCGUGGAGCGGACGAGGACGGAUGAGGAUGAAGGAGUAAACUAUAGCAUUAUCAAGCUACUAUUAACAUGUAAUGAGCAAUUCAUGUUGAACCAAACAGCUUGCAAGGCUGCUUACAAUUAUACACCUUCCAACACUCUACUUGUUGUCCUGGCAGACCGACCUGGUGCAAGCUGUACAUUUGGCGAAAACCUAAUCUUUAUGUUAAACCGAGCAGAUGAUCCAUCUCUUCAAAUGUUAAUUCUCAAGCUUCUCUAUCUCCUCUUCACAUCGCCGAAAAUACAACUUCGGCACUUCUUUUAUACCAAUGAUCUACACGUACUUGUGGAUGUAAUCAUUCGAGAGCUUUGGGACCUACCUGAGGAACAGGAGCCAAUCCGGCAUGCUUACCUUCGAGUUUUGGGGCCAUUGCUCAAGAACAGUCAACUCGCACAGGAGCAGGAUACAUAUAAACGUCCGGAAAUCCUCAAGCUAUUGGCACAGUUGGGUGGUGAAGAGAUGGAUGAAUCAUUGAGACAGCAUUUAUGGGAACAGGAGAUGAGGGAAUUAGAGAAGCUACAGGCAGAGAACGAAAAUAGAAAGUUGACCUAUCGCGAUCGACAGAGCAGCAAUGCCACUAUUGCAUCUACAUCUACAUCCUCAACUACAUCUACGCCACUUUCUUCUUUUUCUUCGCGUCCACAAAUGAGAAGCUCUAGCAUCAGCAGUUGUAGUUGCAGUAGUAGCAGUAGUAGUCUUUGUAGUAGUCCUAUCGUAGACAAAAAAACAGCACAUGCCAUUCAGAGACCAGCAUCUUCUUCUUCUGUAAGCAGUGCUGGGUCAGUGAUUCUCGAGAAUGUGUUGCCACCAACAAGUGGUCAUAGUAGCUGUCCUGUUCAUAUGCACAUGGCCUCACCACCAUCAACACCAGGAGCCAUAUCAGGAUUCAUUGAGCGACGAGAUUCAUCUCUACCUCCUCGAUCUGCCAGCCCAACAACUCAACGGUUGGUGGAGCGGGUGUUGCGGGAAUGGCUCGAGCAUGAACUCAAGGCUACUGCUGCUGCUGCUACUGCUGCUGCUGUAUCAUCUACCACCACUCACUGUUAAUUAGGAAAGAAGGGGAAAAAAAAAAAAGCGCCACACCUUUACUUCUUUUUGUAAUAUAUAAUGAUUAAUUCAAUCAGUCUCACUCUUCUGAUGCAUAAAAGCUUUACCAGC